Messenger RNA from Phoenix dactylifera (date palm), 1924 nucleotides. RefSeq lists its product as uncharacterized. The record is from RefSeq and is a predicted model, not a curated record. NCBI's taxonomy places the organism in Eukaryota, Viridiplantae, Streptophyta, Magnoliopsida, Arecales, Arecaceae.
UUCUACUAUGUAAGGCAAAAGGUCCACUGGCUCGACGCGUUUUUUUCGGGAGCCCUAGCCAAAGACACUCCUCGCCUUCCCAUUGGCCCGUUCCCUCUAUCCCCGACGCCGGCUCCUUCCUUCCCUCCAAUCCCUAUCUCCUAGCCUUCACGUGGUCACCUCCUCUCCUCCCGCCACGUGUUCUUCUGCCCACUCGCUGUGCCCGGUCGCUGUCUGCCACGUGUUGACGUGGACACGCGUCGCCCUUCUCCGACUACUUAUGGCACCCCUUAUCGGCUCCUAGCUGUGUCCUGAGGCGAGAAAGUAGAGCUUGGGAGGCGAGUUCUGAGGUGGGAGAUGGAGAGGAGGGGAGGGUGUUGCAUCGCAAGUUAUGGAGGAGGAGGAGGGGGGGGAGGAGGGGAUUGUGGUGCUGACGUUGCGUGGAAAGUUGGCCGGAUUAUGCUGAGGUUCCGGCCGAUCGCGCCGAAGCCGGCGGCACCUCCGCCGCCGCCGGUGGCGGCCGGGACUGCGGCGGACGGGGUGACAGCCGGGAGGGCGAGAAGGAAGGCGAGCGGCGGGGGAGGGAAGGAGGGUAGAAGGGGAAGGAGAGCGAGAAAUGUAGCUGCAGGGGGGUUUAAGGUAGGGGAGAGAAAAAGAAGAUCGCCGUCGUCGUCGGUGGCGUUGUCGGUGUGGUCCGGGUCGAUGGUGACGCUGCCGCUGAUGCCGGAGACACCGGAGAGGAAGGGGGCUACGCCGCCGGAGGACGUUCCGUCGGCGCCUUACGUGACCCCGGCGUGGCUACGAGAACGGGAAGGAGGAGCGGAUGGCGGCGAGGGAGGGGAGGUGGUGGCCCCGCGGCCGGUGAGGCCGGCGGGAUCGUGGGUGACGGUGGAGUGCGUGACCGACACGUGGGCCGCUGCCGCCGGUGGCGGCGGCGACGAGGUCGUCAGAGCGGCGUUGGAAGCCGAGGACGUGUGCCCGGGUUUCAUCUCCGACGCGUGGGACCGGGUGAUGUGGACCAACGAGGCGUACCAGAGGAUGGUGGUGGGGCCGGUGGCGGAGGACGCGAGGGAGGAGGUGGCGGAUCAGGAGGAGGAGGUGAGGGUGGCGCUGUUGACGAGGGGGAUGGUGCCUGGCGUUACGUGCCGGGCGUUCACUUGCAGGGUGCGUGUGCGUUACGCGAGCCGUCGGCGGGGACGGGGGUCGCUGACGGCGCCGUGCGACGUCUGGCGGCUGGAUGACGGUGGUUACGCCUGGAGACUCGACAUCAAGGCCGCCCUCAGUCUUAGCUUGGGGAGAUAGAUCUAAGAAAAUAACAAAGGAGGAGGACUAAAAAGAAAUGGCAUAUAGAAAGAUGGCAGGGGGGUGGUUGUAAAUAUUUUUUGGCCGGAGUCCUUAAGGUUUGAUAGAGUCUCCGGCGAAGUGCAAAGCCGUCGACGGUGGGUGCGAGCUAGGAUGGUGGAAGAGCGGAAGACGAGGACACGUAGGCAUCAGGCGACAGAGGAUUUGAUGGGAUGGAGCAUGUAAGAUGGUGAUGAGUGCCAUUCUAUCAGCAGACUGAAUGGUUUUAUUUGCAGCAUACUAUUUUAAAUUUUUUUUUUUAGACCUAACAGUUUUUUUGUUUCUUCUACUUUAUAUGGUUUUUUUACUGGUUGUGCUCAUUUGGUGUGAGCAGUCGAUGUAACAAUUAAAAAAAAAAUGAUGAGAGAGAGUGUUUGUGAGCUGUCCUAUCAAUAUUUGAUGAGAUGACAAGCGAAGCUAACUAUAUGUGCAUGGUUUUGCUUUCGUUACCAGAAAUAGCAUAAAAUGUUGUGUGUCUAUUUGUGUGUCAUGCACUUAUUUAUUUAUUUAUUUUUUCCUUUCUUCGGUUGGGAGCAGGUGCCAUGUAAAGCAGUGUAAUGCUGAUUUCCUAAGGAAAGUAGAAGGUUGCGUGGAGUUCUACUUU